This is a messenger RNA of Lates calcarifer (barramundi perch), 8343 nucleotides long. It is a transcript of the gene magi2a, whose product is annotated as membrane associated guanylate kinase, WW and PDZ domain containing 2a. Gene Ontology annotation, molecular function: type II activin receptor binding; signaling receptor complex adaptor activity; beta-1 adrenergic receptor binding. The coding region runs from base 808 to 4914 and encodes 1368 amino acids. Gene Ontology annotation, biological process: receptor clustering; signal transduction. The record is from RefSeq and is a predicted model, not a curated record. The transcript has 22 exons. Lineage: Eukaryota; Metazoa; Chordata; Actinopteri; Centropomidae. Gene Ontology annotation, cellular component: dendrite; cytoplasm.
GACGCUCUAAACUGAAGGGGGGGCAUGUGAUGUGGCGGGGGAUGGCUUUUAAUCUGACAGAGGCAUGUGAGACAGAUGCAGUGCUCCGUGCUGCAGACGGGGGGCGUUGUAGGACCUGAGAAUUUGGAGGGAUCCAAGAGGGAAAAAAAGGAUCUCAGUGCGAUAGGUCCCCCCAGCCAACGGAGCCGCGCUUCAACGGUUGCUCUCUCUCACUUGCAGCAAACACACACUCUCUUGCGCACACACUUCUUCCCUUCCCCUCUUCUUUCCCGCUCUGCCUCUCUCUCUCUCUCUCUGUCUCUCUCUCUCUCACACACACACAUUCUCUCUUUGCCUUGGUGCCACUCAUUGUGCCGCGCUCUCCUGUUUCAUCUCUCCACCGUGGAGUGCAGAGAGAGGUGAUUCGGCUCCCAGGGCUGCCUGCCAGUGGUUAGACUGGGGCAAACAGAGACAGAGUUGGGGGGGGACCUGAGGGACAGGACAGUGCUUGGGGAGGUGGGAUUCCAAGCGGGAAAGAUCCGGCGCAAGAUUUUCCUCCAGCGGAGAGUAUUUACAUCACAAAACCUGUGGAAAGAGGACUGACACUACACCGGCUGCACAAACGCUGUCCGCGCAAGAGGGGGCGUGAUAGACAAGGACCUGCGCCACUACCUCAACCUGCGCUUCCAGAAAGGCUCGGUGGACCACGAGCUGCAGCAGAUCAUCCGGGACAACCUCUACCUCCGCACCGUCCCCUGCACAACCAGGCAGCCCAAGGAAGGAGAGGUCCCAGGGGUGGAUUAUAAUUUCGUGACCGUUGACCGGUUUAUGGAAUUGGAGAAAAGUGGUGCCCUGCUAGAGAGUGGAACAUAUGAAGAUAACUUUUACGGCACCCCGAAGCCUCCGGCCGAGCCCAGCUCUCUGUUGCUAAAUGUAACGGACCAGCUGCUGCCGGGCGCCAGACCCAGCUCUGAAGGCAAGAGGAAGCGUAACAAGUCGGUCAGCAACAUGGAGAAAGCCAGCAUCGAGCCCCCCGAGGAGGAGGAGGAGGAGAGACCCGUCGUCAACGGCAACGGCGUUGCCGUCACCCCAGAGUCGAGCGAACAUGAGGACAAGAGCACAGACGCUUCGGGGGACAUAGCCCCGCAGAGCAACCCAGCAGAGGCCUCCACCGAGGUGCCCAAAGAUGACGGACAGUCCCCAAAGACUACAAUACCCAAACCAGAGGAGAACGACGAGCUAGGGCCCCUGCCAGACAACUGGGAGAUGGCUUACACCGAAAAAGGAGAAGUCUAUUUCAUAGACCACAACACCAAGACGACAUCGUGGCUGGACCCAAGGCUAGCCAAGAAGGCAAAGCCGCCCGAGGAAUGCAAAGAGGAUGAGCUUCCGUACGGCUGGGAGAAAAUCGAUGACCCCAUUUACGGCAGCUACUAUGUCGAUCAUAUAAACAGAAGGACCCAGUUUGAGAACCCAGUCCUGGAGGCUAAAAGGAGACUCCAGCAGCAGCAGCAGAUGCAAAGCCAGGGUCUAUCCUCACUGCCCCUUCCCACCAUCUACAGAGAGAAGCCGCUUUUCACGCGGGACCCCACUCAGCUGAAAGGCAGUUUCCUGUCCACAUCGCUCCAAAAGAGCAACAUGGGCUUUGGGUUCACUAUCAUCGGAGGCGACGAGCCCGAUGAAUUCCUCCAGGUCAAGAGCGUUAUCCCCGACGGGCCUGCUGCAGCUGAUGGAAAGAUGGCCACAGGUGAUGUCAUCGUCUACAUCAACGACGUGUGCGUCCUUGGCACCACCCAUGCAGAUGUGGUUAAGCUCUUUCAGUCGGUGCCCAUUGGUCAAAGCGUGACCCUCGUCUUGUGUCGUGGCUACCCUUUGCCCUACGACCCAGAGGAAGCUGCCAACACCAACAACAACACCACCACCACCACCAUCAUCUCCCCGCUGGGCAUCAUGGAGCAGCGACCCAUCAUGGUGAACGGUAGGACGGGCUACGACAACUACCUGGACUAUCUCUCCCGCACGGCGCGCUUUGUCACAGACCCCGGUCAGGACCAGGUCAACGCCCAGCAGCAGCUUCUCCAACCUCACCCGGGCGACACCCACUUAGACGGCUCCCUGCCCCCGACAACGGGCACCACACCCCCCGACAGCGUCUCCAUGGCGUCGUCGGGGGCGACCCAGGGGGAGCUGCUGACUCUGACCAUGGUGAAGGGAGUGGACGGUUUCGGAUUCACCAUAGCAGACAGUGCCACGGGUCAGCGCGUUAAACAAGUCCUGGAGCCUCAGGGCUGCCCAGGCCUGUGCGAGGGUGAUCUGAUCGUGGAGAUUAACAAGCAGCCGGUUCAGGGAUUCACACACACCCAGGUGGUGGAGCUGCUCAAGGAGUGUGCUGUUGGAGCUGAGACCAGCCUGGUGGUUCAGAGAGGUGGAACAGGUCACUAUUCACCCUGGAAGACCCCUAAGCAGGUGCUGGAGCAGUGGGAAUCCCAGCAAGGCCAGAGCAGCCCCGCUCAGACCAGCCUGUCGGCCCCUGUUAUCCCCCACAGCGCCCCCUUCCCAACACACCAUCUCCACAGGGCCUCGGCCCCAGACUCAGCCUCCGAGGCCUUGGCCUUGGCUAAACCAGACCCCUAUGACCUUUAUGAGAAGUCCAGAGCUAUCUAUGAGAGUAGGCAACCCGGCCAGCCAAGGACUGUUUUUCCUGUGGACUCCUCAGGAGCGGAAUACCAGGACAUCGAGGUCCACCUGCGCCGACAGAAGUCUGGGUUCGGUUUCCGGGUGCUGGGCGGGGACGAGGCCGGGCAGCCUGUGAGUCCGGAGACGCGUGAGAAGAUCCUGAUCGGGGCGAUCAUUGAGAAGAGUCCAGCAGACCUAGACGGACGCUUACGGCCCGGUGACGAGCUGCUGUUUGUGGACGGGAUCCCAGUUGUGGGGAAGCCACACAGAUACGUCAUCGACCUGAUGCACGGGGCGGCUCGUAACGGUCAGGUCAAUCUGGUCAUCAGGAGGAGGGUGCAGGCAGGAGGUGAGUCCUGUCCGGAAAAUGGCCGCAGCCCGGGCUCCGUCUCCACGCAGCAUAGCUCCCCGCGCAGCGACUUCACCUAUGGCAACAGCACCAGCGCCUCCCAGGCACCCAACGCCUGCAUGGGCAACACAGGCACUUCAGACGGGACGUCGACCCCCAACACUCAACCCAGCGAUGUCAUCAUCAAUCGAAAGGAGAGCGAAGGCUUUGGCUUCGUCAUCAUCAGCUCGCUCAACCGGCCCGAAGCAGCCACCACCAACACUGUGCCCCAUAAAAUCGGCCGCAUCAUCGAGGGCAGCCCGGCCGACCGCUGCGGAAAGCUGAAGGUGGGAGACAGGAUACUGGCGGUGAACAGUCAGUCCAUCGUUAACAUGCCCCACGCCGACAUCGUUAAGUUGAUCAAGGAUGCAGGCCUCAGUGUCACCCUGAGGAUCAUACCACAGGAAGAGAUCAGCAAUCCCCCAUCAGCCCCCAGCUCAGAGAAGCAGAGCCCCAUGGCCCAGCAGCACAGCCCUAAGACCCAGCCCAACAUCGCAGCCUCCCAGCCCAACCCACCAGUGACAGAACCCAACCCCCCCGUCAGCCAACCCAACCCCGUGCCCCACCAUAGCCCCGUGACCCAGCUGCCCGCCCCUCCGCCUCAAACCUACACCCACGAGAGCAGUUACAGGUCAGAAGUUAAGGCGAGGCAAGAUGUUAAACCAGACAUCCGACAGCCGCCGUUCACGGAUUACCGACAGCCGCCAGUGGACUACCGGCACCCACCUGUGGCGGACUACAGGCAACCGCCCACGUUGGACUACAGGCACCCGCCACUGCUCGACUACAGACAGCUAGCCACCGAUGCCAGGCAGUUCACCAUCCCAGACUACAGAAUGCCACCAGUUCAACUUUCACAGGACUUUGACUUCUUCACAGUGGAGCUGGAGAAAAGUGUGAAGGGCUUUGGUUUUAGCAUCCGAGGCGGGCGGGAGUAUAAGAUGGACCUGUUCGUUCUACGACUGGCAGAGGAUGGACCGGCCAUCCGCAACGGGAGGAUGAGGGUCGGGGACCAAAUCAUUGAGAUCAAUGGAGAGAGCACACGGGACAUGACCCACGCCAGGGCCAUCGAGCUGAUCAAGUCUGGAGGCAGGCGUGUUCGUCUCCUCCUAAAGAGGGGUACGGGACAGGUCCCAGAGUAUGACAAUGCCGCCCCAUGGGAUGCUCGCCCUUCAGCCUCCCCAAGCCUGUCGGAAGUAGCCCUUCCCAUCGACAGCCUUUCCAUGUCAUCGCCUUCAUCUCAUCUGGCCCCUGCCCCCGACCCACCUCACCUACUGCCUCUGGACGUCCCUCGAGACACGGUGGCACGAGACAACAGGACGGAGCGUUCGAAGAGCCCCCAGAAGGCCGAGCUGCUAAACCCAGAUCCAGUCAGCCAGGGGAGGAGAGCGGCUACAACCGGCGGGAGCGGCAGAGCUAAGAAAGAAGGUGGCAGGUCCACCCACAAGGGGCACAGGAUGCAGCCCACUACUGAGGGGGAAGGGGGCAAGGAGGGGCAGAGUGGGGAGCCCAAACUUUCCAGGAGCACCAGAGGGAGGUCCAAGGAGAGAAAUACUGGGGACACCAGAGAAUCCACCCACUCUCCCAGCAGCUCCAAGCUCCCGCACACUAACGGAAACAGCAGGGAUGAUGUGGAGCGUUACAGCGGCGGGCUGCAGCAUCAGCAGGUGGAGCCAGAGCAGAGCAAGCCCAGAGUCAGGGAACUGGACCGGGGUCUGGGAGAGAGCCGGCCCAGCCUGCCCAACAAGAUCACCAGCAGUGGCAGCGCAGCGGGGAGGAAGGCCACAGUCUCUCCUGGGCCCUGGAAGAUCCCCGGAUCAGACAAGCUGCCCAGCACACUGCGCACAGGCACGUCCACGCUGAGUAGAUAACACCGCAGCUCCAGCAGAAUACAGUGGCCACACUCAUCUGAACUAACCCACCCCAUCUGGAUGAAACCACCAUCCUCACACCUUCCCGUGCUCCUUUAUCCCCCAGUCAAUCCCUUUUUCCCAUGGACCAGAGUCAAAACCAAGGGGGGCAGGGUGAUCUGGACCACGUGUUUUUAGAAUUUUAUUUAUGGUACUGUACUCUAAAUUAUUUUGAGAAAUAUUUUACACCCACCACCUUAAGAACUGGUAAAUCAUCCACUUUAAAAAAAAAAUGGAAGAGCGAGUAGAAUGUGUGUGUAGCGUGGCGGGGGAAUCAUUUUGAGGAUACAAACUUUGAAGAACUCUAUUUUGAGUUCUCCCUGACCAGAACUGGGGGGACAAAGAUGCAAAUAUAAACAACUUGACAGGAAGCAACUGUCAGCUGCCGUUGGAUUUUUUUUAUAUAUCUACACAAUGGAGUCUAUUUUAUGAAAUGGAAUGUUAAGAGGAAGGGUUGCCUGUUUUUGACAAGAGCGAAUGGAAUUAAGAGUGACAGCAGAGAUGAAAUCUUCUCAUCAACGGAACUUUGCCUUAACAGAGACUGUAUGGGCCUGAAUCUGUCUUGAAUAAUCUAUCAGAUGAUUAUAGACAUAGAUAUAUUAUAAUGAAUAUGAAUAUGUGGGAGCAUUUUGUAAAUAAGAUCAUCUUUAAGCGAACAGAAUCUUUGAGCUGAGCCGAUGGAAAUUCUAGUCCAUGAUUAGACGUGCAAAGCGGCGCAACAUGGACCAGAACUUUCACCACCCCCGACUUCUGCCUCCUCUACACUCCCCGCUCAGCCCUGUGAUUGCAGUCUGGGGCCUCGGCAGGCCAGCUGCGGUUGACUGCACGGUCUAUUUGCGCUCGCAUCAUCCCGAGUUCAGCGAGGGUGUCGUGUCAAUCCAUUUUCCUCAUUUCUGUGCUUAACGAACAAAGCAAUCCACGACGGUGGUGUCCUGCCGGAUGCUGAGAGAAGGAGCUCACGUGAUAGUAGGGGCAGAGUGCCUUAGACUGACAGAGAGGUUGGCUUUUAAGUCAAAGGUUCAACUCCAAAACACUUUAGAGGGUUCAAAACAGGCUGCUAUACAACACCGACUUUACAGAUAUAAAUAAUAAACUGUAUUUUUUCAGAUAAGAGUGUGAUAUGGUGAAAUACAUAAUUUAUUUCACAAGUUUAUGUAUGAAAAUUAGUCCAUUACCAGAGGUGUUGACAGUCUUUCUUUGUACAAGUAGUUCAUUUUGGGUCAUGAUACUUUUCAUUACUGAUUUCUUAAUGAGGUCUGGCACCAGUAAUUUCCAAGAAAAAUUGCUUAUAUGCCACGGUGUAAUCAAAUGUCAGCACAGGGCAGAGCUUUGCACCCAAACCAAACUGAAUUAGUACUGAUAUUGAGUCGUCCAAGUAUCGGCCUUAUUUGUCAAAAGCUCACUCGCCUAACAGUCUGUAGCCUGAGUGAAUUGAACGCCCUCGAUUUGAAAAUGAAACAUUUCUAUCAUCUCCAGAACGACUGGGAAGAAGGUUGCACUCGUCACAGCCGCUGUCAGCCGCUGAAUUAGAUUUGCUUUAAGUGAUUCUCUCGACACUGUGUGAUAUUAUGAAGUACAUGUCCACGCCAAAGCGCCCAGCAUUCUCUGUUUUUUUUUAAUCGGCCUCAGACUCAUUGAUGGCUAUGCGCUUGUUCAUUUUUAUACAAUAACCUGACCAUUUGUUAAACCCUACCACACUUUGUUACCGUUGCUACUCCUAUCAAGCUUUCAAUUCUUGCAUGGCACAUUUGCAGUUUACUUUUUGUCAGUUCUAAGCAAUUUUUGAAACAAUGAGUCAGUCAGUUCAGAUACAGAUGGACAACACUGACCUGAAAUUUCAGGCAGCGACUUGACAGUGUUGGCUAGAAUGACAACUGUUGCUAGCAGAUUUCCCCUACUAGCUAAUUAAGCUAGCAAACGUUGCAAAAUAAGUUGUUUGAAAAUUUAAAAGAAUCUUGUAAAAGGUGUCUCAAAUAGGUGUUUGAUGGCUACAUAUCAUGCUAAACAAGAGAGGAUGCACAAGAAAUAAAGAAACUACCUUGGUAUUGUCUUGCAGUGUAGAGAAAGUUAAGUCCUGGUGUUGUAAAAAUGCAAAAAGAAAAUGUGAGAGAAGAGGCUUUUAGGAUGAAAACUAACAAAUGUAAUGAGGUUAGCAAAAGAAAUGCUAUCUUGGGAAACACUGCAUUAAGUUGUUGGAGUAAAUUCAAUAAAAAGCAGGUCAGAACUACUAACAUUUACCAUGCUAAUGUUAGGUAGUAAACUAGUUAGCUGGACAUGCUAAUGGUACAGCUCAGAUUAGAGCAAAUAUACACACUUGAGUCCUUUGAAAUUCUUUCAAUACCAAGUAUUGAUGUUUCCACAGCCCCAUGCACACCACCUUGACAUGUGGAGAAAUCCAAGGCUUACUAAGAGUUGCUAAGUGAUUGAAUCCCUGUUUGGGGGAGAGGUUUUAGCGAAGUCAGUUUUAAGAUCUACAAAUAUUUUCCUAGCAUCUGAAUCCUCUUUAGAGACAAAACAUUUCUGAGUGGAAUUUUUUUCCCACCAAAUUAGCCAACAUUUAAUAGAAAAAAAGAAUCGUAAUAAUAUUUAAUACGCAUAAUACCAGGAAAAAAGUUUCCUUCCUCUGCUGAUGGAAGAGCCAACGGUGUUUAAAGAAUAAAAGAGCAAAGGGAGAGAAGUCAUUAUGUUUGCCAUUGUAAUCCGUAAUUACACGAGGACUAAGCAGACUGACUUUAAAGCACAAUCUUACACAGAGGGUUUGGGAUAUGAAUUAUUAUGUCGGAGAAAAUCAUCAGGCAGGCACAAACGGCUCAGCCCUUCAAUCACUUCAAGGCCCAAAUUUAAAUUUUACAUUUGUCAGACUGAGGGUAGAAAGUGCUGCCUGCAUACUGUAUCAUUACGCCCAUUUGACUGGACUGCUCCUUUAUUUUGUGACCUCUGUUUGAAGCAGGAACAAAAAAAAAAAAUAUGUGCAUACUUUUUGCUCAGCCUUUGCACAGUUCACUGCUUUCCACGUCUGAGCUGUUUCCGUUGAACCAAAUUGUAAGUAGUUUUCUAUGGAAAGCAAAAAAGAACAAAAAAGACAUCUAGAGGUGUAUUUGCAAAGUGUGUGUUGAAAUAAUGGCACAUGCUUCACCAUUAAUCCAACACCCAAGCGGCUCAGUAUCACUGUGUAGUGUUAUAGCAGUGUGUAGACCCUGAUCAAAUAUCUCUAUAAAUAUGACUCAGUGUACUAUUGAUGGUCACAAAGACUUAAGUGGAGCAACUAUUUUUAUGAAAUGCAACGCUAUGGAUAUAUUAACUUUUGCAAAAAUCUUGUUUACCUGUAAGAUAUUCUGAAACGCUGUCAAAAUAAAAGAAAAUCUUGACACAACAUGAAAGAUUCAUUUA